AUGACCACGCGGUUCUGCAUCAUCAACGAGGACAUGAUUGUUUCCGGUGCUCAAAUCGGAUCAUUGCUGACCAUUCUAUACGCCGAGCUUGCGCUCAACACCUCUCCUUCCCGAGCAUUCCCGAGAGAUAUCGUUAAACACUUUUCAUGGAAAUCUGGACAAUCCGAUAUCGUGGAGUCUACAAGACAAGACAUAUAUUUCGAAGAUUAUUUCAUGGAGAUCGUUCGUAUUGUUUUCCGAAGAGUGAAAGAGGAUGUUUCGGUG
Molecule: messenger RNA, 264 nt
Organism: Mesorhabditis belari
Lineage: Eukaryota; Metazoa; Nematoda; Chromadorea; Rhabditida; Rhabditidae
Source: the annotation of a GenBank genome assembly